GCGCGCAAUUGGCAUAGUACGCUACCAACAGAUUUCAGGUUUUUGCAAGAUAACCUCCAAAAUCUGUCCAUGGUAGUUUUAUGAUUGUUAUCGUCUUCUGAGAUCAAGCUUCAUAAUGCUUUCUUCUACGUUUAUGCAUAUGAAAAGCAUUCCGUUGCAUUUAAUCCGCCGGUGCCGAAGUUAUGGUAUCAAAAUAAGGAAUUUUGAUCCUCCCUAUUUGUCUGUUAAACCACCUAUUCAUGUGUAUCAAGGAGUACAAUUUGAUAUAAGCGGGCAUGAUUAUGCACAGUUAGAAAAAUUCACAUCGUAUAUGCACAAGUUUUUCAAUAAUCAUGGGUUUGAAGUUGAAAAUUUUCCACUGCCUCCUAAAAAGAAAGCUUACCGACUGUAUCAUACUAAUUCUACGAAGAUUCAAUCUGAAUUUGAAAUAUCGGAGUUCAGGAGAAUAUACAGAAUAUCUGGAUUGAAAGCCGUUCAUUUACCAAUAUUGUUGGAUCUUAUCUACCAGAACUUACCUGCAGGAAUUAAAAUUAGUGUUGGAAAGACAGAUAAAACAUUGGAUGAAGAUCGUUUUGUUCCUCAGUUGGAAAGAGAAGCAUUAGAGAAAGAGUUGUCAAAGCUCAAAUUUUAACAAUUUCAGUCUUGUUGUACAAAAAUACAAUUACUAAAGUUUGA
Trichobilharzia szidati is the source of this 675-nucleotide messenger RNA. NCBI's taxonomy places the organism in Eukaryota, Metazoa, Platyhelminthes, Trematoda, Strigeidida, Schistosomatidae. The record is from the annotation of a GenBank genome assembly.